Molecule: messenger RNA, 1087 nt
Organism: [Torrubiella] hemipterigena
Lineage: Eukaryota; Fungi; Ascomycota; Sordariomycetes; Hypocreales; Clavicipitaceae
Source: the annotation of a GenBank genome assembly
CGGGUCUGAUGGUCCACCAAUUAGCCCCGCGUUUUGUGAUAUGAUGAGUUAGCACCAACUACUACUGCGAUCCAAUGCUUAGGCUCCGAGCACGAGGAGAAAUGAGUCAUUAAAUGUACAAGACUCGGUGAGACUGAUGCCAGCGUUGGCUAAGCUUGUAGAUUAAAUAUUUAGAACCAGCCAGUCCUUUAUUCUUGCAAAUAGUCACAAUCAAAACACCUUAGCUGAAGUUGAUCAAAAUUAUUCAUGGCGCUACCUUCCUACCGGUUGGACUUGUUUGUCCGUGCUGGACUCCUUAACCCCCAGAGAGUCCUGAUAUAUCUCCAUGAAAAGAAUAUCAUUAGCGCCCCGCAUCUCAAUGUUGUCUCAGUCGAUCUAAAUGGAAUGACUGCCCCUAAUAAACCGCCAGGAACAGUCCCCAUGCUUCGAGUUCCCGACGGGACCAUAAUCAACCAAUCGAUUGCCAUAAUUGACUUUUUCGAAGAUCUUUGCGAAAAUCCGAUGGAGGAAUGGCACAAAGAGUUUGCCAAAAUUGCAAUGAAGGGCAGCAUGCGCGGCAACACGGCCCAAGAACGUGCCCGCACUAGGGAGAAACUCGGGAUAGCAGAUGAGCUAACGCUACAAAUCGGGUGGGCCGCUCACAAAGGCAAUAAGCUUUUUUCAGCCCACGAGGAGACGAAUAUGGACGCCUCCAGGCUUAUGCUACAGUGCGCUCGCAAAACCAUGACACUAUUGGAGAAGUACUAUACCCAAGAAACAAGGACUUGGGAGAGUGGAGAGGUUACUGUUGCAGAGUGUGUUCUUUUCGCCAUAUUAGCAUUUGCAAACGACUUCUACGGGAUAAAGCUGGCUAUCAGUGAUCGCUUCCCUGCAUUGGCAAGGUUUUAUGAGGAAUUCGGCAAAAGGGAGAGUACUAAAAUUAGUCCUAAGGAAUGGGAAAGUCUUGCACAUAUAGGUGAAGCAAUGGGGCAAAGUUGGAUGUUCGAAGACGUCUGGUGACAGACAUCGGAAGCAGUUUCAUUGUAUUGUUCAUAGUUAGAAGGUCAGGGAAGGUGAGGCGAUCGCCUGUGGAUUAGUUUAGUAGUUG